This is a messenger RNA of Nymphaea colorata (pocket water lily), 866 nucleotides long. RefSeq names its product protein TIC 214-like. The coding region runs from base 78 to 779 and encodes 233 amino acids. Gene Ontology annotation, cellular component: membrane. The record is from RefSeq and is a predicted model, not a curated record. The transcript has a single exon. NCBI's taxonomy places the organism in Eukaryota, Viridiplantae, Streptophyta, Magnoliopsida, Nymphaeales, Nymphaeaceae.
UAUCGUGGAACAAUAAAAAAGGGUAUUUAUAUUCAAUUAGGAAUGAUUCAACUACCUCCACACGGGGGUCUACCAAAAUGGCUUGGAUAAAUAAGAUUCAUGGUAUCCUUUUUUCCAAGGAUUAUCGAGAGUUUGAACGAGAAUUGGAACACGAAAUAUAUAAACUUGACGUAAAAUCAUUAUCUACAGGCAUUGAGGAUUCAUCAGUCUCAAUUGGUGAAUUUACAGAAGAAGCUGAAGAAGCUGAGAAAUCAAGAACUCGUUUCAAACAAUUUGCUUUUGGGGGAGAAGAAAAAGUAUUCGAUAUGGUUAGAGCUGAUCCGAAUGAUCAAAAAAUGAGUAAUCUUCAAAUUGAAGAAAUUAAGAAAAAGGUUCCUCGAUGGUUAUACAAACUGACUUCUGAUUUGGAUUUUGAAGAAGAGGAGGAGGAGGAGGAGGAAGAAGAUGAUCAGGAAGAAUCCACAGAGGAUCACGGGAUUCGUUCAAGAAAAGCCAAACGUGUAGUAAUUUAUACUGACACUGAUACCGAUGAGGAUACUAAUAUCAUUAAUACCAAUGAUAAUAUCAUCAAUACUACCACUGAUAAUAUCAUUAAUACCAAUGAUAAUAUCAAUAAUACUACUGAUAAUAUCAGUAAUACCACCGAUAGUAAUCAAGAAAAAAAUAGUGAUGAUCAAGUCGAAAAAGGUGAUCAAAGAGGAAAAGGAAAUGGUGAUCAAGCCAAAAAGAAAAGGGUGAUCAAGCCAAAAAUGGUGAUCAAGAGGAAAAGGAAAUGGUGAUCAAGCAGAAGAACAUGAAAUGGCCUUGAUACGUUACUCGCAACAAUCAGAUUUUCGUCGUGAUAUAAUCAAAGGGUCGAUGCGGGC